Messenger RNA from Eufriesea mexicana, 11292 nucleotides. It is a transcript of the gene Vps13B, whose product is annotated as vacuolar protein sorting 13B. The transcript has 31 exons. NCBI's taxonomy places the organism in Eukaryota, Metazoa, Arthropoda, Insecta, Hymenoptera, Apidae. Bases 1 to 11292 code for a protein of 3763 amino acids. The record is from RefSeq and is a predicted model, not a curated record.
AUGUUCAAAUUGGAAUCAUAUAUAACGCCAGUCAUUCUUAGUUAUGUUGAAAAGUAUGUGAAGAAUUUUAAACCGGAACACUCUCAGGUUUCUUUAUGGGGUGGUGAUGCAUCGUUUAGAAAUCUUGAUUUACGGCUGGAAGUUUUAGAAGAACAAUUGAAUCUUCCCUUUGUUUUUGUUAGUGGUCAUAUACAUGAAUUACUUAUUCAUGUUCCUUGGGUAAAAAUAACUUCGGAACCAAUUGUGAUUACUAUUAAUACAAUAGAGUGCAUUUUAAAACUAAAAGAUGAUAAUAAAGUUGAAACCAAUUCUUCUUCUUUGCAAAGAAGGCAAGAGGAAGUGGUGACAAUGGAAAAAACACUACCUGGGUACAUAAAAAGUAUAGUAACAAAAGUUGUAAAUAACAUAACAAUUAAUUGUAAUAACUUAAUCCUAAAAUAUGUGGAAGAAGAUAUUGUUCUUAGUGUAAAUGUCAGAUUUUUAAGCAUGCAAACUGUCGAUAACAAAUGGGAACCAGCACUUACUGAUGUUCUUGCAUAUGAAGCUAUGCUUAGGAAAGUUAUUACUAUUAAAGAUCUAACAUUAUGUUUAGAUAAAAUGGACGCAUCUGGAAAAAUAGAAAUAUAUCAGGAUCCUGUUUUAUAUCGAUGUUUUAUUGUGAUACGUUUAAUCAUAAACUAUCAUAGUAAUACUGCAAGAAAAGCUUCCAUUACACGGUUAGAUCUUUAUUGUGAAAAAAUGGAAUUCAGUAUAACAGAACAACAAGUACCAAUGUUGCUUAGAUUAGCUGCAUUGAUAAUGGCUUUACAGACAAAACAAUUUUCAUCCAAUAAAGAAAAGUCUUUAAUCUCUGUAGAAGAAGGAGAAGACAGUACAGAAGAGGAUACAGAUCAUGUAAGUCGAGCUGCUGUAGAUAAUUCAGGUUGGGGUUGGGCUUGGAAUAUGUUAUCAUCUUUGUUACCUAUUGAUUGGGAUGAUGACUGGUCUGCAGAACAACAAAUGGCUUAUUCUGGACAUACCAUUCAUUUAGUCAUAUAUGUCCGAUAUGCGACUCUAACUUUUAAGGCAGUCGAAACUGUUAAAGAACAAUUGUUUUACAAAUCUCGUAAGCUACGAUAUAAAUCGUUUUUAACGGUAGAAUUGAACCGUGUGGUAGUGGAUACAUUGCUUCAAGGAAUUGCAAUGACUAGUUUUCAAAUUGGUAUGGGAUUCAUACGCGUAUAUCCAAGAGGAACUUGUUGUUGUGGUCAUCUUGAAGUAGUUGAUGAGACACAACCACCUUUAUAUUUAGUAGCUGGCAAGUUUUCUUAUACUCCUUAUAUGGAAGAUUCAUUAUUUGAUUAUAACUCAGUGGAAAAUAAAGGGAAAAAACGAGAGUAUAAACAAGGAAUUUAUUAUUAUUUACGUUCAGUUUCAGAAGAACAAUUAAUAGAACGAUGUCCUGCAUUUAGUAUGGACUAUGUCCAUUGCAUUCAAUUGCCAGAUGAUAUAACACCUGAAAAAUUGUCAGAAUUUGGAUCUACUUUUGAGUAUAGCAAUUUUCACGAAGAAAGAGUAAUGAGAUACAUCAUAGGUGAUUUGACUAUCAGAUUAUGUUCGGGUAUCUUUCAUCGUAUCGAAACUAUAAAGCAAGCUGCUGCAAAUUACGAUUACAAUCCAUAUCUUAUUACUAAACCAGAUCCAUUAGUAGAUGAACUCCCACCAGUUACAGUGGAAGAAUAUAGAGCACUACGACAUAAUACACCUAUGGUUGAGACAAAAGUAGUAAUAGUGAAAGUGUCAAUACAAUUACAAUUAGCAGAUCAUUCCAUUACUGGACUACCACGACAAAGGAAGAUUGUUGAAAAUCGAACGACGCUUUUAACUCCUGCUCUUACAGACGAUCCUUUCGUGAGCAUUGAAUGUGAAAAAGCAAUAGCAAAUAUGCAUCAACCUUUAUACCCAUUUAGGCUUGCAGCUUGUAUAUCCAAAGUACCUAAUCGUAUAACUGAGAUGUUUACUAAGUGUCAUAAAGUUAUUACAAUACAGGUGAUUGGAGCAAGAAGCCAACUUUACUUGACAAAAAAUUGUCACACAUCAAUAAUAAUGCCUUACACUGUUGAAUGCAAAAUCAAAAAAUUACUGUAUCCACAAUAUUGGAAAGAUGUUGAUUUAAUACAUGAAAUUUAUACUGCACAUAUUGAGAGUAUUACAAUUACAGGAACAAAGGCAAAGUUAAUGACUGCUGUAUCUAUCUUAACUUCAAUUUUCGAUAGUAAUGAUACAACUAAUCCUCUUAUAUGUUCCUCUUUAUUUAAUGAUGCUUGCCAAGAAACUAAUCCUGUAUAUCUGGAAUUGUUGUUAGAAAACAUAAAUUGCCAAAAGUUGUCGUCUUUAGUUACGAUAUCAAAUGAACUAAACAUAAGUUCGAUAAAAAUGUUUGCUCUAAAUGAAUCACAGCAAGCCUUUAUAUUUUCUGGACCAGAAAGUAAUAUUCACGGUGAUACAGAAAAUAAAUCACUACUAUCGGCCGUAAUACAAUUUCCACAAAAUGUUGAAAGGCAAACACAUCCACCUUUGGUUUCUUUUCAAAUGGCAGAUAUUAGGGCUUCACUUGAUCCUUUACUUUUUAAGUGGCUGGAAUAUCGUGUUACAUAUUAUAAUUUGGGUACCUUAUGUACAACGCGACCCGAAAUGCAACAUUUUGAAGGUGCGUCAUCAGAUACUGGUACAAAGAAAAAAACAUUUCCCAAUUUACACGAGAGUGUACAUAGUUCAUCAGAUAAGGAAAAACGAAAAUCAGUUAUAACCACGGAAAAAUCAAAGACUGUACAAAAUGAUGAAGUUCUAAAAAAACAUGAUUCUAAAUCUGAAAAUGAAAGACAGAACUUACAGAAUUUGGGAAUAUUGGUCAGAUUAGCAGAACUGUAUCCAUGGUGGUGUGGUCUUGUGUUAAGUGGAUGUAUUGGACAUAUUGUUAUUUACAUACCAUCAAUUACAAUGAGUGGUAUUGGUGCAUAUGGUAUAGAAGAAGCUAAAGACAAAGCAUUAAAAAAUGAUAAUAGCUUACAAAUAUUGAUAAUAAAAUUACCUUCUCUUCUUGUUCAUUCAUCUAACAUGAAUUUUGAAUUACUUGCACCUUAUCUCCAAAAACUACCAGUUAAAUUACCAAACUCAAUGUGGACGAAUAAAUUGCAAAGUUUCCCAUGGACAUUAAGCCUUGUUGAUUUUCAUUGUUAUAUGUUACAACAACAAACACAAAGAAACUUUAUUAAAAAGAUGUCAUUAAAUGCUACAGUUGCUCUUACAACUAAAAUUGUGACAUCUCAAUCUGGAGAAAAUACAUUGAGUGCUUUAGGUGUUUGUGUCCACAUUGAUAAUUCGCCUAUUAUUACUUCGAUUUCUGAAGAACAGGUAGUUUUUAUGAAUAAGAUAAUCUCAAAUAUUUUAAGCACAUUGCGAGUUCCAUCCAGUAAUGAUAAAAGUAUCAUACCUAGUACUCAAAUAAAUGCAGAAGCACAAGUAGUUCUUCCUCUCGUACCACAAACUCCAUCUACACCCACACAAUUACUAUAUCCUGAAGAUACAACUACAAACUCAACUAUUUCAACUUCAAAAGAUGAAAGUACACAAGACACAGACGAACUAGUUUUAACAGCAUGGAUUCAGUGGACUAUAACAAAAAUAGCAAUUAAAUUGUAUGUGAUGGAAAAAGAAACUUUAUCUUCAUUAAAAUUAGUUCUUGAAUUAGAAGAUAUUAUUACUUCUCUAGACUUGCAACCUGUUUAUUUUAAAUUAAAAAAUAAAAUUACCACAGCCACUAUAUUUCAUUAUACAAGAGCACCGAGUUCCCUAACUUGGGACAGCGGUGAGUACGUAGGUGCAGUUCUUUGUGGAAGAGAGGAUAGUUUAGAGAAAGGAGAUGAUUCUGGCUUUUUAAGUUUUACCCUUACUAGAGCAAAAUCGGGAAAUGUUCAUACGCGAUGGGGCACUUACAAACGGCACAAAAGUCAGAAGUUCCAGAAAGAUAUAAUAACAGAAACAAGCUUGUCUGCUAAUAGUUAUAUUUCCGAAGUAGUUAUAAAAAUUCAAAUGGUGGAUAUAAUUUUACCGCUUACCAUAGUUGGAAUAUAUAUGCAAUUAAUAAAGCCUUUUACAUGUUUCUAUCAAUCUGUUGAAAAGGAUGUAAUUGAAAGUUCUGAACAAAAUGUAACAACACGUUUAAACAGCAUUACAAGCCUCGAUAAUGAAAUGCUACCAUUGAUAUAUUUAGAUUUUAAAGGGCUCAGACUGAUGCUUCCAGUAUCAAAUAUUACAAAAUUGAAACCGCGGCAUGAUUUAUUAAUGAUUCAGUUAGAUGGAGUCCGUAUCACUCCCCAUGCAGAAAAUCCAAUUUGCAGAACACCAUUAAGAUUAGAUAUAUAUCAACUUGCAGCUCAAGCAAAUAUUUUAAGUAUACCAGGGUCUGCUGUAGAAGAUCGGCAAUAUCAAAUUAAUAUAAAAAGUAUAUACGCACACACGACUACAUGGAAAAAUUAUCAAAUGACAAUAAAUAAAAAAAUGUCUCAAUCGUAUUUAUACACCAUGAACGAAAAUCCUGCAUUAGAAUGGAAUAAACUUGGACACGGAAGUAGUUUAGAGCGGCAAUUCUCCACGCUUCCUUUAUUAUCAAAAUUCGAUUUAUGUUUAAUCAUUGCUCCACCUGUUCUGUUUAAACCAGAUAUUACAGUAUGUGGAAGUGCAAUUGAAGUAAAUUGUAUUACAGAUAUUGAAGUAACAAUAAAUUUAGAUCAGAUUCAAUUGAUUUCAAUUCUGAAUAAUGAAUUAAGAAAUUUAUUAUUGGGAAGUUUUGAACAAAACGAAGAUAUAGCCACAUAUAACAAUAUAAUACAGAAACCUCUUUCGACUAUUGGAAGUAUUAAACAAAUUUCUUGGACAAAACAGUCUUCUGAUGAUAUAGACAUCGACAUCACUAAAGAUAGCGGUGUAGACUUCGAAACGUCCAGUGUAAAUUCUACAAUUAUUGGCAAACCAAUAUCUUCAAAUACUUCAGUACUUUUACCAUUCGAAUUUUUAGUAAACUGUGGAAAGAUAACAUUCGUACUUUAUGAUAUUCAUCAAGCAAUCACGGAGUAUGAAGUUGACAUAAAUGAAAUUGAAGAAGAUGAGGAUGAAAGCCAGAAGCAGCCAAUACUUUAUGUAAUGAUUAAUCAACCAAAUAUUUAUUUUUCGCAACAGCAUCCUUUACAAAAAAUACAAAUAUCGUGUUUUGACAUAACAAUGGCACUUGGAGACAAAGAUAAUGAAGAGUUAAUUUCAAUACCAACAGAAAAGGAUUUUAAAGUUUUUAUGAUAGAAACAAAAAAUGGUGAUUUACAUCCAGAUACAGGCAUUCCCCCAUCUUUUAUAACAAUGAAAUAUGAAAAAACUGUUGGAAAAAAUCCUCAAUUUUUUAUAGAUAUGGGUAGACCUACAAAAAUUUAUUUUUCCUUAUCAAGACUGAAUCAAAUGUACAGUAUAAAGAAUAAGAUAUUGUCAUGUCUUAUAAAACAUGAAGUAAUACCAUCAGAACAAUAUGAUAAUGUGAAAACAUCCUUAAUAAUGAAAUUGAAAAAGAUAAAUUGUCCUGAUGUGAAUAUUUGUACAAAACAAGUUGUACUAUCUCUGAAAACCGAUUCUGGUGCCGAAAUAAUAACCAGUGUAGCUUCGUUAUCCGGAAAUAUUUCGUCUCUUCUAAGACCUGACAGAAUAUUUUCCAACAUAUCUAUAGAUUCUUUUAUCGUAUCAGCAAUUCUUAAUGGGAAUAUAAAAGUACUUUUAAAUCCAUGGUGCUGUAAUAUUACAGUGUGCUUGCUUUGGGAAACAUGGUUAAACGUUGAGUCUGUUCCCCAAAUACAAGUACAGGCAGACAGUGAUAGUCUGUAUUUAGAUUUUGGACCAGAACAAAUAAAGAUCAUAAAAAAUGUUAUGGAAGAUUGUCAACUAUUAUUAAAUGAAUUUUCAAAAUCACAUGAAUCACAGUAUAGGAAUAAUGAAAAACAAAUAGUCCUAUCGACUGAGCAACAUUAUAAAGAUGAUCUUAAAGCAGGUGCAUUCCAAUUUGUUAAUGGAAAUGCAGAUGAGCUUCCUUUCCCUUAUCAAGUAAUAUUUUUUACUUAUCCCCAACAAUCAAUGGCUUGGAGAUAUCCACAACCAAGGACAUUAACAAAAAUACACGUAUUCCCAGUUCCAUUCGAAACACUGGAUUCUAAUAGUGGAUAUGUUGAUAAAGUUUUUUGUGCUCUCGAAUAUUGGAGCGACUGCCAUAUGUCCUAUCAACGAUACGCCGAUUUCUAUCUAUCAGAAACCGAUUCCUAUCGUUUAGAGUUACCUGAAAAAGCCCCAGCGAGAGCAGUAGCUUGUAUAUGGCGUGUAGUUCUGUUAUCAAACAAUAAUCAACCUGUUUCUAAAACCAUAAUCUCAGCCCGAGUUCUUGCAGCUUGUUUACGCAUUGAUUCAUACUUCAAUUCUGCAAUUAUACCUAACAUACAAGCUGCACUUAAUAUCGGCACCAUUCAUGUAUCCAUGUACAAUCAUAUUAGUACAAAUGCGUACAACAAUUUACAACCACCCUUAAAAUAUUAUACCUUGAAAGGUACAAUACCCGAAACCCAGUGUUUUAUAACUUUGGAGCAUAAAGGAGCCAUUCUUGUACUGAAUAGAUGGAUAGACGGUUCGAUGCUAAUUGAUAUUGGCGGUAUAUUUGGAAUACGUAUACUAGAUUAUGGUCAUUUAACCAUGCAAGAAAUAUUAGAUCCUCUAGAAGCAAGAUUCCAAUUAUCUCUAUCAGACAAAACUGAUAUGUCUUUCACAUGCAGUCCAUUUGUAUUAAAAUUGAGUCCAACGAUUACUCAUACGCUUAUUGUUUCAAUGCAUUUAUGGUAUACAUCCUUAGAAGAAGAAAACAAGACUAUGAUUUUAUUCACACGCUAUGUAGUAGCUAAUGAUAGCAAUGUUCCUAUCCUCUUUGGUCAAAGUGGUACAGGAGAUAACGUAUUAUUAGAGAGCAGACAAUGUACCUUUUAUUCGUGGCGAAAUAUCGGCAACAAAAUGCUACGAAUAGCAAUAGAAGAAAAUAUUUGGUUAUGGAGUAAACCAUUUUCUGUCGGUAUAGAUGGAACUCAAGCUGUUGAGUUUUGUAAUUCUAUCACAAAAGCAUCAGCAUUUGUAAGUGUUACGUCUCUUUCAGCUACUCAAAAGCUUGUAACAUUUUCUGGUCAACUUAUAAUAUCAAAUCAAUUAAUCGAUAACUUUGAAAUGAAAUUAGUUAAGUAUGAAGCUGAUGUUGAAUCAAAGAUAUCUGUAUUGAAAGAUGUAUAUCCCGUUUCUGGCAAAACUCGACCACCAUCUGUUAUACUUGAUGGAAAUAAAAAAAUGGCAAUACGUUUACGAUUCACUAAUGUUCCAAAUUUAUCUUGGACAGGAGACAUUCCUCUUCAACCUAAUGCUAAGUGGGGGCAACCAUGGCUUGUUAAAGUUCCAUUACAAGAACGUGGGCAAUUUUUAAGUAUUUGGGUACGAAUAAUAACACAAUCAAUUCAGGACAAAAUGAAAGUACUAGCUGUACUUAGUCCACUGUACAUGAUUCGUUCGCAUUUACCAGUACCAGCUAGAGUACAAAUGGACACACCUUCAUUGAAAAUAUCUUUAAGCACAAUGGUGAAUGGUCGAGGUGAAAAACAGCAACUAUAUUGUCCUGGAACAUUUGAACAUUUUCACCAGUUAACAUUUCAAUUAGAAACUGGAGUUUCUACAUCCAACCCGUAUGUCCCAUUAUCAUAUAGUUCUGUAGAUCAAAGAAAAUUCUUUAGAAGGCCCGAAACCGAAGAUAUCGAUGCUAUUUUGCAAGACCUUGAAAAACAGAAGGAUAAAAAAGAAUGGCCCUUUCAGGAAGAAGAGCUUGAGGAAUGGAUAUCAGCGGAACAACCGCAGACACAUGUACAAGUGAAAUAUCAAGAUGCUGGAUUAGUCUCAAGUACUUUAUUGUUAGAAUUACAGCCUUGGUGUUUCAUGUUGAAUUCCAUGGGAUGUCAUCUGUCUCUUGUAUCAGAAGAUAUUGAACUUUGUCAGAUUCCUCACUAUGGGAUUGUAACACCACCAAAAUUGGAAGGUACAUUCCACUUAUGUGUCGGUAUCGGUGAUACAUUUUACACGUCCCAAGCAUUACAACUAGCUCGACUUGACUGGAGUCAAAGUUUCUAUAUGCUACGAAUCGGUGGACUUAUCCCUGUUGAAGGAAAUAUUAAAUCAUGCAUAGAUUGUGGGUCAAGUGUUUCCAUCAUGAGUAUUAACUCCAGUAUGCACGAGGAUAUGCGUCUUGUACGCAUAAUGAGUAGUCAUGUUAUUAGUAAUUUAACAUCUCAAGAACUAUGCAUUGCAACAUUAGCAGUACAUGAAGAUGCAACCAAACUUGAAUUGCCCAAUGAUCUCACUCUUUAUAGUCUUAAUAUUUCACCAUCUGAGGAUCAGAAACAGGGUAUCCCAAUUACACAAUGGUACACAUUAUACAUGGAGGAUAUUGUAGAGCCUCUUGUACUUUAUAUAUCUUUAAGCUUAGGCCACAAGUGGUCUUGUCCAAUUCGAGUCGACCAAGGUAUGAGUCAUAAAUGUGUUGCAAUUCCAAAUGGCUCUACCACCAUGCCAGUAGUCAUUACAAUUCAAGAAGAUAAAAGCACAACAUAUAUAAUGAUUCACAUUGAUUAUCAUCCUCAAUUGUUGAUUGAAAAUACCUGUGCUUUUAAAAUUCUAGUGGGUCAAGCUAAUGAAACAGCAGAUGGAAUAUUACCAGAUGCAUCACACUUUACAUGGAUUUGUGAAAUAGAAAGUAACGCAACGAGCCAUUAUUCCAUUCCAUCUAUCAGUAAUAGACUACCUGACGCACCGGUUACUAAUGCAUCGAAUAUAUUACUGUUCUCUACUGUAACAAACAUUCAUUGCGAUCAAAUAACCAAAAGUAAAGAAUUGCGAUGGUCAAGAGGUAUAAAUUUAUCCGCCAUAUCAAAUGUGCCAAUGGAUCAGUAUGUACGACUACCAUCUUAUGGUGAUGUGAAAUUAAUCAUGCAAAAUCGUUGUUAUACUACCUAUAUUAAUAUCGUACCAGUAUCACAAGUAGAAGUGUCUGCAAAGGAUAUCAGAAGUCGACUUCUACGAAAAGAAAGCGACGCGAAAGAUAUAGAAACAAUGCAUGAUAAAUUUUCUACUAAUCUAGAUGAUGAUAAAGCAAUCAUAACUGUACAAAGUUCUGAAAGCUCGACUUCGGUAACAUCUUUUUUCUCAGCUCAAGACGACACUGUAUCUACAGAAGUUAAAACUUCCUCAGAGAUAAAUUUACACCAUUUGAUAACAGAUAUAGAAAAAGUAAAAGUUAAUAUGGGCAAUGAUGAAGAGAAUAAUUCUAGAGAAGGUUCUAUGACCAUUUGCCUUCGUGGGAUUACCUUCAUGAUCAUGCACGAUAUGAAUGAAAAUGCUCAAAAAAUAGAAGUGGCUAGUUUAUCUAUGACCGAUGUUGUAGUUGUUGUUACUGCAAAAUCUAGUAUUAUAAAUAUACGAAAUUUUAUAGGCGAUCUACAAUUUGAUAACCAACUAUUCGAUCAAGGAGGUUUUGAUUUUCCAGUAGUAUUAAUUAGCCAAAGUCCUCUUGUUACAAAAGAAACAGCAUUCUACACGAGCAGUUGUUUAAUGAAUAAGAUAGAACAAAUAAGAGAAAAUUCGUUAAUUGCAAUUGAUUAUAUAUUAGAAGAUCAAGGACAAUUGAUAGCAUUAAAAGAUUUUUAUUUAAAAAUUGCUCCAAUUAGUGCUUAUAUUGAAGAUACAUAUAUAACUCAAUUACGUAAUUAUGCAACAUCAAUGGCACCACCUCAAUUUUUGAUACAUGAUGAUGUAAAAAAAACAAGGACGUUAAUUUCAACUAUUGGGGUAUUCAUUCCUGAUCACAUAAUGGUUGACGCGAAAAUAUUAAGUGCCCCAUUAAGGCUACAAAAUUUAAAAAUAGAACCUGUGUCUAUCUUAUUAAGUGUUCAUACUUCUGUACAUUUAUAUGUAGCUUUAGAUCAUUCUCCUUUAUAUUUUGGUACUUUUGAAAAGAAGAAUAUUUUAACUACACCAUAUAGACUUGGUAAUGCACUCACGAUGCAUUAUUUAUCUGGUGCUAUAUUUGGAGCAGGAUGGGUAGUAGGAUCUUUAGAAAUAUUAGGUUCACCUGGAAGUUUAGCACAAGCUCUUGGUUCAGGACUUCGAGAUUUUAUUUCACUUCCAUUUCAAGGCUUAUUGCAAGGACCAUGGGGCUUCAUUGUUGGUAUAACACAUGGUUCUGCCAGCUUAAUGAGACACGUUACAGCAGGUACAUUAAACUCUGUAACAAAACUAGCAUCUAGCGUAGCACGAAAUUUAGAUCGCCUGACACUUGAUGAAGAACAUCUUCAACGCCAAGAAGAAUCUCGAAGAAUGCGUCCUCAAGGAAUGGCACAAGGAUUAUACCAAGGCUUGACAGGGCUUGGAAUGAGCCUUCUUGCUGCAGUUGCGGGUUUGGCUCAUCAUCCCUUACAACAAGUUUGGUCAGGAGAAAUAACAACUAAAAGUCUUGUAACUGGUGUUGGACUUGGACUUGUCGGAGCAGUUACUAAACCUUUAAGCGGAGCUGCAGAAUUAGUUGCAUUAACAGGACAGGGAUUACUUCAAGGAGCUGGCUGGAAUUCUUUACCCUCACCUCGACAACGACCAAUUGUUCAAUACACGUCUGGAAAUAAUAAUGCAACUAUUAGAUAUGCUUGGUGGUUAUUACCCUUACUUGAAAAUAAUCAUGGAAAUAUUUUGCAUGUUACUAAUGCAGAUUACAUGAUCCAGCAAGGCAAUAGUCGUGCUAUAACGUUAGUUUUAACACGACAUGCAUUGUUACUUGUUAAUAUGGCCGAAGAUAACGUAGAGCGAAUAUUUUUAUUAAAAGACCUAACAAGUGCCGAUCAUCAUUUGGAAUCAACAAUAUGUUUAUACUGCUCUCCUGAGACGACACAAACUAAUAGAUCUGUAUCUCCAGCGCCAUAUGAGAUGGAUCGAGAAAUGCGAGCGCGAGUAGCAGAAUAUGUACGAACUAGUAGCACUGGCUUAGCUAGUGUUUCUACAAAUAGUGAUGUACAGUCCGAUAUUUUUGAGAAUACUACUCCCAACUUCGAUCGUACACUCACAUUUUAUGUUUCUCCAGAUUCGCGUAAUUAUUUAUUAUCUUUAUUCAACAUUGCCAAGCGACAAAGCCAAGGUAGCGGAUUUACAGUGUUAUAA